AUGUCUGAACGCAAUGGUAUUCCGAUAGGUGCACCAACGGCUUCUGGUUGGUUAUAUGUUUAUCCCAAAGGAAUUAGAGAGUUGUUGCUCUAUACCAAAGAAAAGUACAACGAUCCUUUGAUUUAUAUAACUGAAAAUGGUAGAGGAAAUGACGUCUAUGAUGAAAAACAGACACUUGAGGAAGCUCUUAUAGAUAUUUAUAGAAUCGAUUAUUAUUAUCGUCAUCUCUAUUAUCUACUUUCAGCAAUAAGGGAGGGAGUAAAUGUAAAAGGAUAUUUUGCAUGGUCAUUCUUGGACGACUUUGAAUGGGUAGAUGGCUAUUUAGUAGGAUUUGGACUAAACUUUGUUGACAGAAAAAAUGGGUUGAAGCGAUAUCCCAAGCUCUCAGCAAAGUGGUUUAAGAAUUUUCUUGGACCACCGUAUCUCAAGGAAUAGUAGCAUUGUACACAC
Messenger RNA from Vigna umbellata (rice bean), 450 nucleotides. Lineage: Eukaryota; Viridiplantae; Streptophyta; Magnoliopsida; Fabales; Fabaceae. The record is from RefSeq and is a predicted model, not a curated record.